AUGCACCUUCCCGUUUCUGAUUCCAAUCAGAUUCCUGAUACUCAUGGCUUGCCUACUCUCUUUGGUGGAGGACUGGGAUAUCACAAUCAGAGACCCGGAGCCAAGUACAACGGCAUCAAGAACAAUAUGCCAGUGGCGAUGCCUCCCUACAACCAGUUCGUUCUUCUACCGAACGGUACCAUCUUUGGCGGAGUUCCUCUGGAUCAGAAUCCGUAUCUACCUACACAUGGCAUCUAUCCCGGCUUGACUCCGCCGUGUCCGGUGGUGCCAACUCCUCCGAGUGAUUACUUCCAUAAUACCAAUGCUGGUCUGGACGGUCCUGGGUUGCCAAACUAUGGGUUCAACGGUCUGCCUCAGCCAAACGCAGCCUGUCUGCCUCUUCAGAUGAUGAAGACCCCGACUGGAUAUAUCCUUCAGGACCUUGAGAGCUUGACGCAACAAGAGCCUCCCAUCCCACGAGCAGUGCCUGCCAUGUGGACGAACCCGUCGGAUCUCACACUUGCUAAGUGUCUCGAAAAUCGAGAGGGUAUUACCAAUGUCUACAUCCGUGGCUUUCUUCCGGAGACGACAGAUGAGAUGUUGCACGCCUAUGCCUCUCGCUUCGGGAAGAUAGAUCGCUGCAAAGCCAUUGUGGACCUGGACACGGGCCUCUGCAAAGGAUUUGGAUUUGUGCAGUACUACAACUUCGAAUCUUGCGAAAAUUGCAUCCGCGGCUUCUUUUACCUUGGCUAUCAGGCUAGUUUCGCUCAGAAGUCCCGCAACUCCAGACUCAAAGACCUGGAAGAUAAGUCCUCGACCAACAUUUAUUGCACAAACCUUCCGAUCGAGUGGACAGAGGCCGAUCUUCGUCGUCACUUCGAGCCGUAUCGUGUGGUCUCGGAAAAAAUCAGCCGCGACGAGAAAACCGGAGUGAGUAAGGAGGUUGGCUUUGCUCGGUUUGAGACGCGUGACAUCGCAGAGAAGGUAUUGGGCGAGUUUCACAACGUCGUCUCGAAGAAUGGAGUCAAGUUGCUUCUUCGUUUUGCAGACACAAAGGCCCAGAAGCUUCUCAAACAGCAAAGCAAUGAGAGACGCGCCUACCGUGCUGGAGAGUACAAUUACUCGGUUGAGGUAGUCCAAGGAUCUACUCCAUCGCCUUCAUUACACCGUAUUCAACAAAAUGUGUCGCAUAUCAGCCCCGCCUCGCAGGCUAGCUACGCUUCUCCUGUCGGUGUUUCUCCAGUAGGCGUUGGAUCGGCCUGGACCCCCGCGACAUCCAUCUCCCCAUCGUACCCUUUGAUGAAGAGCCAAGCUGGGAACAUGCGAUUCAACUCUUGGUCGUCCAAAGGCGGACCGAGAGCCUUGGAGAACACACCCCUGAGUCGUGGACAGCGCAAUGCUUGGACUGACAAUGUCUCCAGCGGUUCGUCAAAGAUGAAUUUCCCGGGAACUCCAUGUGUCGAGACCCGCUCCGAGCAAUCUAGUCCGCGCAAGGAUCACGUAAAGGCUGGCUCUUUGUCCCCAAGAUCGGCACGCAAAGAAGUUGUCGUGACUUCACCCCGCUCGGUUAUCUGA
Aspergillus homomorphus CBS 101889 is the source of this 1554-nucleotide messenger RNA. RefSeq names its product putative RNA binding protein MSSP-2. The record is from RefSeq and is a predicted model, not a curated record. The transcript is spliced from 6 exons. Gene Ontology annotation, cellular component: nucleus; ribonucleoprotein complex; cytosol. Gene Ontology annotation, molecular function: mRNA 3'-UTR binding; poly(A) binding; poly(U) RNA binding. NCBI's taxonomy places the organism in Eukaryota, Fungi, Ascomycota, Eurotiomycetes, Eurotiales, Aspergillaceae. The coding region runs from base 1 to 1554 and encodes 517 amino acids.